Messenger RNA from Aspergillus terreus NIH2624, 1875 nucleotides. RefSeq names its product RibD family protein. Bases 1 to 1875 code for a protein of 624 amino acids. Gene Ontology annotation, biological process: riboflavin biosynthetic process. The record is from RefSeq and is a predicted model, not a curated record. Gene Ontology annotation, molecular function: 5-amino-6-(5-phosphoribosylamino)uracil reductase activity. NCBI's taxonomy places the organism in Eukaryota, Fungi, Ascomycota, Eurotiomycetes, Eurotiales, Aspergillaceae. The transcript is spliced from 2 exons.
AUGGAUCAUAGCCCCCCCGAUAUGGACCAUGACCAUAAUGACGUGUCUGAUGCAAGUUCCAAGUCUUUGUCGGCCUCUGAUCAAGACGUCACCGCCCAGCGCGAUGGAGCUGUCGCGCUGAGGAAAAGGCCCCUGGAGACGACCUCGGAUGAGGAGACGGAAGACACCAACCUCGAUCGCAAACCUGCCACGCACGAAUCGACGUCGAGAAAUCCGCCACGGUCACAACCCGCCGACGAUGCCACAGAAACGCCAAAUAACACAAGUACAAGUACGGGAAAUACUGCUAGUGAGAACACCGCGGCGACUUUACAACAAAAUGGAGAGCCGGAAGGGGCAGAGAGCACUAAUGAACCCGGGAACUCAGUGAAUGGGACCACUGCAGCUUCUUAUAGCAUCAUCAGCAACCCUCCAAACCUAGCCAGGAUACGACAGGUCAUGUUCGAGUGCAAGGAGCCGAUUGAGAUCAGUCUGGAAGAAUUUGAGACCUACUGGCCGUUCAUCGACAAUGUGUGGGUCAAACAGAGAUCCAACUCCAGCAAAGAGGGCCACUGUACCACCGACUAUUACAUGUGCCGGCUUCGACGCCCGACGCACCGCACUUCGGAGACGCGGCCCCUACCGGAGGGGAAACGUCCACGGAAGAAGAGAGUGCGCGAGGGUGGACUGUGCAAUUUUCAGAUCAAAGUCGUUCGGUUUGAGGGGGCAUAUUCGACGGUUACUAUAUCGAGGACUCCCGGGAGCAGCCAGGUGCACGCGCACGAUCUUGACUACAUUGACAAGGUGAAACGAAAUUCCGGGCUGAUGGAGUUUGCGCGCAAGGAAGCUGUGAAGGGCUAUUUGCCGUCGUCCAUCUACACGAAGUUCCGGGAAGAACCAGAAAAGCUUGCCGAAGCGGGAGGGAAAUUUUGCACAGUUACUGACGUUCGGAACGUUUCAGCAAAAUGGAGGAUACAGAACCCGGAGGUGAAGCUCGUCCCACAUGAAGGUUACGAGUACCAAAAAGGCCAUGGCAUCGUGAGGAGAACGAGCCCCGAGAGCCAUCCUCAAUCCCCUGCGAAGGCGGGAUUGCCCAAGGUCAACCACACGUUCCCUUUACCACCAGACACGCUAUCGUUUCCUCAGUUUCCGUUGGAUUUUCUGGAACCGUACCUCCCCAAGUACGAUGAAAGACGGCAAUUCCCCCACGUCACGCUGUCCUAUGCAUCUUCCAUGGACUCCAAGAUCUCUCUGCUUCCAGGCAUGCAGACAGUGCUUUCAGGGCCAGAGGCAAAACUAAUGACACAUUAUCUACGAUCGCGCCACGACGCGAUUCUGAUCGGGGUGGGAACAGUCCUGGCCGAUAACCCGGGUCUCAACUGUAGACUUGAGGGCGCAGGAGGCUUUGGGGGCCUUGGAAGGAUGUGGCAACCCCGGCCUGUGGUCAUCGAUCCCACCGGAAGGUGGCCAGUCCAUCCGGAAUGCAGGAUGCUACGGACGGCUGUUGAAGGCAAAGGCAAAGCGCCGUGGGUUGUCGUGUCGCCGGGCGCUCAGAUCGACCCGCAGAAGCUGAUGAUGUUGAAAGGAUAUGGCGGCGACUUUCUCCGCAUCGUCGAAUACAACCAGAACUGGCGCUUGCGGUGGGAAGGCAUCCUCCGUGCACUAGCCUCCGAGGGAAUCAAAAGCGUGAUGAUCGAGGGAGGGGGCACUGUCUUGAGCGAACUGUUAAACCCCGAAUAUACCGAAUUCAUCGAUACCAUCAUCGUGACCGUCGCCCCAACCUAUCUGGGCAGUGGCGGCGUGGGAGUUAGUCCCAAUUCCAAGCGCGAUGAACAAGGGAAACCGAACGCCGCCCUCAAUCCGCGGGAAACGUCCGCAAUCGAGGAUUAUAAUUGA